Anopheles gambiae (African malaria mosquito) is the source of this 1554-nucleotide messenger RNA. RefSeq lists its product as uncharacterized. NCBI's taxonomy places the organism in Eukaryota, Metazoa, Arthropoda, Insecta, Diptera, Culicidae. Bases 150 to 1547 code for a protein of 465 amino acids. The record is from RefSeq and is a predicted model, not a curated record. The transcript has 4 exons.
CCGGAGUGUAAACAAACACAUAUGUUGCUCUCGGAACACAGCAUACUCAUAACACAGGCCUCGAUCGCUAGCCCAAAUGCCGGCUAAAUGUGUGGAUGUUACUUUACAAAUUCAACACAGUUACGUGAAUCGAAUUAGUAAGACAAGCAAUGUUUCUAUUCUCCGAAACGAUUCCCUUCGACUAUCGGACAUACUUUGCCGCGGCCAUUCCGUUUCUGGAGCAGUACAGUUGGAUUUUCCGUUACAACAACACCAAGUUCAUUCGGGCCGGUGUUCUGGAAGCGUUGCCUCGUGAAUGGAUUGUCGAUCUAGACACACUCUCUAACGCAGAGUUCAACCAGAUACCAUUGGGAUUGUAUAAGGACAGCUGGUGCAGUUCAUUUCGAGAGUUUUUGUCACAAGUUCGAGCCCUUCAGGUGGAGUACGAGGAGUUUGUCGAACGCGGAGAUAAGCCACGGUUAACUAACAACGAGAAGAAACACUAUGAAGUGACAAAUUUAAGCAGCUUUAUCGCAUCGCUGCGAUGUGUUUCAAAAGACCCACCGAAAGUAUACGUAGAUUUCGGGUGUGGUGUGGGUCUACUGACUAAGCGAGUCAACGAGCUAUUCGAUGUGAAGGUGCUCGGAAUCGAUGGAAAUGCUGCCUUGAUCGAACAGUGCAAUAAAACCCACGACGCAGCGCUAGAUCUACAGUUUAUCCAGCAUUUCAUAACGAAUGAUUCUUUUGCCUCAAUCGAGCGUGAAUUGGCGAAACGGUUUGACGCACCUAAUACCACUACCGUUCGUGCUGCCGUAGUGGGUCUGCAUGCAUGUGCCGACCUGUCCAUUACGGCCAUCCAAUGUUUUCUGCAGUGCGACUGGUGCAGCAGUAUUACCAUCAUGCCAUGCUGCUACCAUCUGAUGAAGACACUCCCCGAAGAAACCUCCGCUCCGAAUGGGGAAAUAGGAUUCAAAAACUUUCCCCUCUGCGAUGAACUGCGCUGCAUGGUUGCUGAUGGCAGUCGGGCUCUAGUUUGCAAAUCUUUCUUGCGACUCGCUUGUCAACAAACGACCGCACGCUGGCAAAGUCUCACCGUCGAGCAGCAUCAACAGCACGGUCGUACCAUGUUCCGACGGGGUUUGAUCGAUGCCAUUCUGGAGGCGGGCGAAUCGGUGCGCGUUGGCAAGUUGAAGCAAAUUCCGGAGCAAACGACGGUGGACAAUGUGUUGCAACAGUUCACGCUGCGAAGGGCUGGGGAGGGUGGAACGGCACAAGAGCAGCCCUGGGCGGAGCAUCAUCGGGAGAAGCUGACCGCACUGCUGGACCGGUACGGAACUGAUGGGCCCAGACUGGCGGAAUAUGUUGAGUGCUUGCAAAUGUGCCUACAAAAAAUCUGCGAAAAUGUGGUCCUUCUCGAUCGGAUGUGCUACCUGGAGCAGGAGGCAAAGCGGGUCGGACUGCAAAUAAGCCGCAAGUUGGUGCGCCUUCCAAAUGAUCGAAUAACGCCGCGCUGUUUCAUCUUUCACGCCUCACGAAAGGAUCAAAUAAAUCUGAACACUCAAAAUUGAAACCCAA